AUGAAUGGUCAUGAACAAUACAUCAAUACAUCAGAUUACGUAAUUAAUCCGAAUCCCUGUAUAAAUCAACAUGAUACUUAUGCACAUCAACGAUAUGCUUAUUCUUAUCAUCAAUCUACACAACCAUAUCAAGAUUAUACCAUAGAAAAUACGGAAGAACAUGUAUUUCCACUGAAUGAGACACAUUCAAUUAUUUCAGAUCAGAUUCAUGGUCUUCAUCAGCAUCAUAAUCAUCAUCAUAAUCAGCAUCAUCCUCAUCCUCAUCAACAUCAUGACACAACUUCAUAUUUAGAUGAAAUCAAUACUGGUGAAGCAUCUUCCAAUCAAAAUGUUAUGGCACCCAGUGCGGUCACUGUAACCACACCACCAACCACAACAACCACAUUAUCAACAACUCCAUUCAAUGAUCAACAACAUCAUUCUCAUUAUUAUUAUCAAUAUUAUUAUUUACAAGGUCAACCAUAUCAUUCAAGUCAAGAAACGCUAGAUUUGUUGACAUUACAACAGAAUUGUAUCAAUUAUGAUUUGAAUGCGUCAUGUCUGAUGUUACAACACCAACAACAUCAACAGCAGGAACUGGAACAACAACGACAAGUACACGUCACUGAUGAUGUGACUAACAUAAUGGAGGCAAGCACUGUAAUGACUACUUCCAUGAGUAAUAUUACAACGACCAGUACUACUACAAAUAGUAAUAAUCUUUUGGAUAAAGUCAUCAGUCAUAUGAAUAUUGGAAAUUCAGUUGGUGAUAAUCGUCAUCAUCAUCAUCAUCAUCACAAUAAUUGCAUGAAAUCUCAGCCGAAAUUAUCUACUUCCACUAAUAAUAAUAACAAUAAUACUAAAGAUGACGAAGGUUACGAGGAUGUUGUAGGUGAAGGUGAUGGAAAACGUCAACAUCAAAUUUUACUGAAAUCUGAUAUGUUAUGCUUGAUAUGUGAAGAUAAAGCAACAGGUAAACAUUAUGGUGCUUAUUCAUGCGAUGGAUGUAAAGGAUUUUUUCGACGUUCUGUACGUCGUAAACACUCGUAUACAUGUCGACAUAAGAAAAAUUGUUCUGUCACAAAAGAUAAACGUAAUCAAUGCAGAUUUUGUCGUUUUCGUAAAUGUUUUCGUGUUGGUAUGAAAGAAUCUGCUGUACAAAAAGAACGUGAUAAAAUCAGUAAUCGUCAUACAACGUAUGAUUUGAAUUCAUCCAUACAUUCCAUUAUAGAUUUACAAAAAUUAUUACAAGCUGAAGCUAUAGCCAAUUGUGUACGUGCAAUUCAUCAAAAUUAUAUGAAUUCAACAGCACAGAAAUCAUCUAAUUCAUUAACUGAACAAUUCAAUUAUCAAUUGAAUGAAAAUAAUUUAGCUAAUAUUCAUGACAUUUGUGAAUCAAUACAUAAUCAGUUAAUAUUUUUAAUUGAAUGGGCUAAAAAUCUUACAGUGUUUACAUCAUUAACAAUCAAUGAUCAAAUUGCAUUAUUACAAGCGCAUGCUGGUGAAAUGCUUAUUCUAGGCGCUGUCUGGCGUUCAAUCACAUUAGGACCAACAAUUCAUAAAUCACAUGAUGAUUCUGAAGAUAUGGAGAAAUUGAAACAAUUUGAACAGAAAACAACUCAUCCUGCACAUGAUAAUACACUUUUAUGUGAUACAUCAGAACAUAAUACUAGUAAUACUACUACUGUUAGUACUAUUACCACUAGUACUUCUGCGGAUUUGAAUGUUUUGGUUACAGCUGUUACAACCACUAAUGCUACUCUGACUCUUACUACAACUGACCCUUCUCCUAGUUCGCCUGCCUAUCCUCCUUCAUCUAAGACUAGUACUACCACUACUACCAACAAUAAUAUUAGUAAUAUUAACGAUACAGAACGAUCAUUUCAAACUAAUCUAUGCAUCAAUGACACCGUGACAAAUGAUGACAAUACUUAUAUACAAACAUUAAAUGAUGAACCGAAAUUUAUUCUCUUAGGUAAUAAUCGUAUUAUUUCACGUCAAAAUCCACAACCGGAAAUAGCUAAUUUAGCCAAUCAGAUAAUGAAUGAAAUUUAUCAACCAAUACAAAAUUUAUGCUUAGAUGAUAUUGAAAUUGUAUGUUUUCGUGCAAUUAUGUUUUUUGAUCCAAGUUGUGAAUCGCUAUCAGAAAAUGGACGUCUAUUAAUACGUAGUUGUCAAUAUCUUAUCCAAUCAGAAUUAAUGAAUAUAAUGAAUAGUAAAUUAUAUUUACCACAAGGUCGUUUUGGUGCUUUACUAUUGUUGAUACCGGAAUUUCGAUCAAUCACUUAUCAAAUGAUUCAUAAUUUACAAAUUGCACAACAAAUGGGUUGUACAAAAUUUGAUGGUUUAUUAUCGGAAAUUUUAUUGAAUGAUUCAAUAAAUCAAUCAAAUCAUAAGAUUGAACCAAUUCAAUUAAAAUCCACUGUGAAAUAUCAAAAAUCAUUAAACAAAUCCAUAUUUACUGAUGCAGGAAUCACAACAUCAACAAACAACGAUUCCAUAGUACCCGAUUCACAUCCAAUACAACAUGACUAUACUUUGGCGUCAACAACAGUUGCGUCGUCAUCAUCAUCAUCAUCAUCCUGCUUGUUGAUGUCAACCUCAUCUAACAUACAUUUCAACGAUUUCUUAUCAACUUCAAAUGAAAUCGACUAUACUACACCAAAUCAAUCGAAUCAUGCUCAUUAUGAGCAAUCAUCUAGUCGAAGCAAUAAAAUGUAUUCCACAACAGCAAACAACACUACCUCUCCAACUUCUACCACUACUGCUACUACUACUACACUACAAUCAGUUAGUCAUGUUCAUUCACCAAGACACGCAAUAUCACAUGACGUAGAAUCCAUACCAUCAGUACAAACAUGUAAUGCGGUGAAUUAUUAUGAGGGUAAUCAUAAUAAUAAUAACAACGAAACUUACACGUUCAAUAAUCAAUCUGAUAUUGAUACGUUAGCUUUAUAUUAUCAUACGAUUCAACCGAUCAUGAGUACAGUGGGAAAAUUGAAUACAAAUACUGAUAAUAAUACUAAUAAUAGUAAUAAUAAUAACGAUAGGAAUCACAGUGGUCUCCAUUAUAAUGAUAUCAAUCAAUCAAUAUUUACAAUGCAUUUAGCUCAAGAAAAUUUUGAAAAUAUAUCAAAUUCAGAUUGUACAGUUGGAUGUCCGCCAACUUUAGAACCUGGUGUAUACUAUACCGAUAAUCAACUCUAUACAACUUAUUCAUACAAUUUAAACAUGAAUAAGUCAAAAUACAAUCAAAACAUUUACAUAACUACUACUACAACUACUGCCAAUACUACUAGCACUCAUAUUAGUAGUAUUAGUAGUAGUGAUAAUAAUUAUUAUGAGUGUAAUUCACCGGUCUACACAAAUCAUCAUACAAAAACAUACGACACAAAUUGACAAUCCCAAUCAAUUGUUGAUAGCACAAUGAAUUUCAAGUAUGUUCAGCAGUGAUUGAUCGUGAAUGUUAAAAGUUUACGAGUGAAGAACACAAGACAAAGCAGGUUGUCUACCUGCACACACACACAUGUAUAUUUUUACGAUCGUAUUUUGUGUAAAUUUUCAUUGUGACUACUUUGCAUGUACAAUCACAGCUGUAUGUACACAAGAUUGUUCCCCUUUUAUUUUUUCCUGUGUUCAUUGAAUAAAAUUAUGCCUUUUUCUCAUUUGAUUUGAAAAAUAAUGUCGCUCGCUUUUUACUUAAAUAUUUGAUAUCGAAUUUGACGUAAAAAAUGACUUUUUAUUUCAUGCCUUUUGAUAAAGAAAAUAAUGUGAUUUCAUUUCA
Schistosoma turkestanicum is the source of this 3763-nucleotide messenger RNA. Lineage: Eukaryota; Metazoa; Platyhelminthes; Trematoda; Strigeidida; Schistosomatidae. The record is from the annotation of a GenBank genome assembly.